AUGGAGAUUGAUCACUGCUUAAAUUACCUUCAUGAAGCCGAAGAAGGAAUAUGGAUGCGUAGACUCAAUCAGGUCGUCGCAGAUAACAGGCUUGCCGCUUGGCUUUCAAAGUUGCUUCCAGGAGAACCAUCUUGCCACUUCGAGACCAAAGUUACGAAAGGAUGCCAUAACCUCUGCCACAAACUGUUCUCGGAGGAUGGAACAGCGUAUUUGCUUCGUUUACCUCUCGUUAGAAGGGUUGCUCUUGAUUACGCCGACGAGAAGGUGGCUAUGGAAGUGGAAGCUUAUAAGUUGAUUCGAAAGAACACCACUAUGCCAGUUCCAAAGAUCUAUGCUUGGGGUCUUGCUAAUGCCAAUCCACUUGGCCUUGGUCCGUUCAUAUUAAUGGAAGUUAUUGAGGGUGUCACCCUCGGAGAGCGAUUUUGUGAAGAUUCAUUGCUACUCAAGAAAGAGAUUCAGGAUUGUGAUAUCGAAGCUAUCUACAGACAGAUGGCCAAAUUCAUGCUACAGCUCUUCAAGAUCGACUUCCCACGUAUUGGAAGUCUACCGACGCCAAUAACAUGGUUUCCUGCUCAUGCACGUCCACUUUCGAUGAAAGUGCACGAUCUUCUACAUGACGCAGGGGUGAAUGCCUUUGGUAACCGAACCCAGGGCUUUUCGACAACUAGCGAGUAUUUGCACUAUACUAUCCGCCAAGACCUACAACAGAUCCGAGAUCAAACUAACUCAAUCAUUGAGCAGCAGGAAGGAGAAUCAAAUUUUGCCUCGCUGAAGAUUCUAGAAUCCAUGAUACCCGAGAUGGUGAACAAAGACUACGAUCAAGGCCCUUUCAAACUUAUCUGCGACCACCUUUGCCCGCUAAACGUGAUCGUAAGGAGCCAAGACGAUCUCACAAUCGUUGGGAUGGUGGAUCUAGAAUGGGUUUAUGUGGGCCCAGCCCAGUUGUUCGCAUCGGCACCUUGGUGGCGUAUUUUCGAUCAUUCAAGCUACGGACCUUCAGAACCUGUGAAUGGAGAGCCUCUAGAGAUAUCCAAUCACUAUCUCAGACAUGCUGAGAUGUUCAAGCGCGUCUUAGAUGAAGAGGAGGGAAAGUUAUCAGAGCCUCAUGAGAAAGAACUCUCUAAGCUCAUUGCAUGGUCUGAGGAAUCAGGUGCUAUGUGGCUCCAUGAACUUGCUUCCAAUCCAUUCUUUAACUGUUCUAAUUUACCUUUCAAGCAGCUACAGCAAAAGUUGGGGGCUGAAAAAUGGAGAAAACAAAUGGAUGAGAUUUUGGGCCAGGAUGAAUCAAAAGAACUCCUGGAAAAGAAGCCAGGCGAGCUGGAGAUAUAUACCAAGAAGGUGGAGAAGGUCGUUGAUUACAAAGCUCUGCUAGACAAUGGUGAUAUGACAAAGGAGGAAUUUGUCACUAAAGUCAGCGAUUUCUUGGUAAAUGGAGAUACCAGCGAAAGCAGUCUCUUGGAUAAAUGGAUACGACCUUGGUGGUGA
Messenger RNA from Penicillium vulpinum, 1485 nucleotides. Its product is annotated as phosphotransferase family protein. The record is from RefSeq and is a predicted model, not a curated record. Bases 1 to 1485 code for a protein of 494 amino acids. Lineage: Eukaryota; Fungi; Ascomycota; Eurotiomycetes; Eurotiales; Aspergillaceae. The transcript is spliced from 2 exons.